This is a messenger RNA of Cuscuta epithymum, 1545 nucleotides long. NCBI's taxonomy places the organism in Eukaryota, Viridiplantae, Streptophyta, Magnoliopsida, Solanales, Convolvulaceae. The record is from the annotation of a GenBank genome assembly.
CCGGCCUUGAAAACUCCAUCUAUCUAUAUAAGUGAAGCUCUACUAUACACAUCUCAUCAACUACAACCCAUCCAUAUAUAUUCUUACCUAGCUAGCUACCUAUUACUUCGUAUUAAACAACAUACGUACAACCCCUUUGUUCCUAGCCAUAUCAUCCUAUUCAUCUUCAACAACAUUACACGUAAGUACGAAGAAUGGCGAGCACCGCAUCAACAUGGUAUUUGCUACUACUCCUUGCCUUUAGCUUCAUGCUUCUUACGGAGGCUGCCCAGCAAAACGUUUCCCUGACUUUCGUUGAUCAUGCCGUUGAAAAGGGCGCUGUUUGCUUGGAUGGGUCUCCCUCUGUAUACUAUUUUGACCAAGGAGAAGGUCAAGGGCUGGACAACUGGCUCAUCUUUUUAGAAGGAGGAGGGUGGUGUUCAAACCAAAGCGAGUGCAAAGAGCGUUCCGAAUCAAAGUACGGUUCGUCUACACUGAGGGAUCAAUACAGGGACUUCGAGGCAUCUCUCCUCUCCAACGACUCACAAGAAAAUCCAAAAUUCUACAAUUGGAACCGAGUUUAUGUUCCAUAUUGUGAUGGAUCUUCAUUCACUGGAAACACGGAGGCCGCUGAUAGUGUUACAAAUGUAACCUACAGAGGCUUAAGGAUAUUUGAAGCGACAAUGGCAGAUCUGCUUGCCAAAGGAAUGGAACAAGCUCAAAAUGCACUGCUAAGUGGAAGUUCAGCAGGAGGAGUGGCUGCAUUUGUCCACUGUGACCGCUUUCGAGAUUUGCUUCCCAUCACUGCUCAAGUCAAGUGCCUCUCUCUUGCUUCCUAUUUUCUGCAUAUGGAUGAUUCAAUGGGAGGAGGAUAUUUCGAGAAUGCAUUUGAGGCGUUGAUUACCUUACAUGGAUCAACCGAAGCCUUGCCCUCCUUGUGUACUUCCAUAAUGAGCCGCCCCAGUCUUUGUUUCUUCCCACAAUACCUUACUUCUUAUGUGAAGACACCAACCUUCAUAGCCAUGUCAUCCUUUGAUCAUAUACAGAUAAGGUAUAACCUGUCUCCCGCCCAUGAGACGUGUCUGCUAAAUUUUAAUUGCACAUUGGAACAGAAGAGAGCAAUACAAGAUUUAAGAUGGGAUUUGUUCCAAGCGCUGCCUAAAGCGCAUCCCUUUGUAAGAGGAUUUUGGUUUACUCACUGUAUUGCUCAUGAGUUGCCUUACAAUUGGAAUGAUGUGAAGAAAAUGGAAAGUAUCAUGGGCGAUGAGACACUCCCUCGAGUAUUUGAUGAUUGGUAUUUCAAUUAUCAGUAUCUCCUAGUCAUUGAUUCAUCAGAUGAACCAAGAAAUUGUUCUGACAUUGGAAUAAGCCCCACAUGACCAAAUUGAACGUUUAGCAUGAUAGGUGAUUAUAAACAUCUUUGUUGAGGAAAUCCAUUGUAACAGAGUUGUUAAAUUUCUUAUCAAUGCUACUUUGAGUAACAUCAUGAUAUCAUUAGUGAACUGAUUUAAAACUUGUGUCACUAUUGUAUUUUUAUGAUACUAGUCUGGGUUUCAAUUUUCAAAU